AUGUUUCACAAUUUCCUCAUUGUUCAAUCUUCCAGGGAUUUAAGCCUAAUUUAUAUCAAAUUAUACAUGGAAGACAAAGAGAAGACGAAGAAAGGUGUCCCGAUUGAGAUCAUCCCUGACAAGCUAUACUGGAUCUCCAGUAAGAAUCCACCCAGAAGUAGCAGAUCUGCCUAUUAUUUCUGUAUUGACGAUGCGCUGGUGUAUAACCCCUUCUGAGAAGACUUUGGACCAUUGAACAUGGCCAUGAUGCAUAAGUUUUGCAGGGAGUUGAAAAAAGUAAUGAUUAAUAAAGAAUACAAAAAGCAUAAGAUUUACCAUUAUACCUCAACAGAUAAGAAGAAGCAAGCAAAUGCUGCCUUCCUGAUGGGCGCAUUCAUGAUCAUCGUCCUAGGCUACAACGCUGGUAAAGCUUGGGAGGUUUUCAAGGAAAGCGGCAUAUCUUUCAAGCCCUUCAGAGAUGCGAUCAUGGGUGAGUCCACUUACAAAUGCACUAUUAAGGACUGCCUGGAAGGACUCUACUGCGGAAUUCAACUCGGAUGGUAUAACUACGAUACUUUUGAUAGAAAAACUUAUGAGAAACUUGAGAAAGUGGAGAACGGAGAUAUGAAUUGGAUUAUUCCUGGCAAGCUCCUUGCAUUCGCCAGUCCUUCUAAUAAAAAUAUGAUGAGGAUGGACUAUAACCCCAUAUUCAAAAAAUUUGGAAUUGAUCUUGUGGUUAGAUUAAAUGAGAAAGAGUACGACGAGACGAUCUUUACAGAUAAUGGAUUCGAGCAUCUUGAUAUACCAUUUGUAAGUUGAUCUAUCCCUCCCCAGGAUGUAAUUAGCAAAUUCUUAGAAAGAGCCGAAGAUACAUCUGGAGGAAUCGCAGUCCACUGUAAGAGUGGCCUUGGAAGAACUGGGACUCUUAUUGGACUUUACUGCAUGAAGCACUACGGAUUUCCUGCUGCUGCCUUUAUUGGAUGGAUUAGGAUCUGUAGGCCAGGAUCUGUGGUCGGACCUCAACAACAUUAUCUCAACGAGAUCGAAGAGGAUAUGAUGACACAGGGUGAUAGCUUGAAUAAAAAGAAAGAACUUAUUUCAGAAAUGGUUGACACGAUUCCUGAUGAGAAGAAGCUUUUGAUGGCUCCUCGUAUGACGAGAAUAAAAAGAAUUAGAGAUAGGGACCAAGUUGAAGGUUAA
Molecule: messenger RNA, 1179 nt
Organism: Moneuplotes crassus
Lineage: Eukaryota; Ciliophora; Spirotrichea; Euplotida; Euplotidae
Source: the annotation of a GenBank genome assembly